Molecule: messenger RNA, 489 nt
Organism: Vigna unguiculata (cowpea)
Lineage: Eukaryota; Viridiplantae; Streptophyta; Magnoliopsida; Fabales; Fabaceae
Product: protein DOWNSTREAM OF FLC-like
Source: RefSeq, a predicted model, not a curated record
AUGGAUGUGAGAAUAGGGUUUGUGGUGUUUUUGUGUGUUCUUCCGGUGAUGGUCUCAGCCAUUCGCCCUCACCUAACCCCUUUCUAUGUCAAGGGUCGUGUCUAUUGUGACCCUUGUCGUGCUGGUUUUGAGACACCCCUCACUACCUACAUUGCUGGUGCGGAGGUUACUCUGGUAUGCAAGGACAGAAUCAGAGGUAUUAUUGUGUACAGCAAGAUGGUUAAGACCGAUUCCUCAGGAUCAUAUACGAUCUUCGUGGACGCGAAUCAAGCUAACCAAAACUGUGAUGCGAGUCUUGUAACCAGUCCUCUACGUGACUGCAACGAACCCACUCCAGGGCGUGAUCACUCACGUGUUAUUCUCAAUCGCUACAAUGGUAUUGCUACCAAUGAUAGGUUUGUCAACAACUUGGGUUUCAUGAAGAAAAAGAUUGCAUCAGCUUGUGCAAGGAUUUUCAGACGAUACCGAGAUUAUGAUGAUGAGAAUUAG